This is a messenger RNA of Drosophila sechellia, 2503 nucleotides long. It is a transcript of the gene CalpC, whose product is annotated as calpain C. The record is from RefSeq and is a predicted model, not a curated record. The transcript is spliced from 2 exons. Lineage: Eukaryota; Metazoa; Arthropoda; Insecta; Diptera; Drosophilidae. Gene Ontology annotation, biological process: proteolysis. Gene Ontology annotation, molecular function: calcium-dependent cysteine-type endopeptidase activity; calcium ion binding. Bases 26 to 2068 code for a protein of 680 amino acids. Gene Ontology annotation, cellular component: cytoplasm.
UGCAAAGGAUAUCGAAGCCCAGAAGAUGGCAUCCAAAUACGAGCGCAUACUGAGCGAUUGCAGGGCGAAGAACGUGCUGUGGGAAGACCCCGAUUUCCCCGCGGUCCAGUCUUCGGUCUUCUACUACCAGACACCGCCGUUCACCUUCCAAUGGAAGCGCAUCAUGGAUCUGGCGGAUAGUGGCUCCGCUACGGUGGCUGCCAACAGUUCGCCACCAGUGUUCCUCAACGAGACGGCGGAGUUCGAUGUGGUGCCUGGCAAAAUGGGCGAUCGCUGGCUGGUCUCCUGCCUGGGACUGUUGAGUUCCCUGAGGAAUCUCUUCUACCGCGUGGUGCCCGCCGAUCAGACACUGGCCAGUGCCCACGGCGUCUUUCGUUUCCGUUUGUGGUGGUGCGGCGAGUGGGUGGAGGUACUGGUCGACGACCGUCUGCCCACCAUCAAUGGGCGGCUGGCGUUCAUGCAGCCGCAGGCAUCCAAUUGCUUCUGGGCCGCCCUGCUGGAGAAGGCCAUUGCCAAGCUGCACGGCUCCUACGAGGCCCUCAAGUACGGCACUCGUUCCGACGGACUCACCGAUCUCCUGGGCGGCGUGGUCCGGCAAAUGCCCAUCCUGACGGACACCAUCAGGCCGCAGACGCUGAAGGAGCUACUCACCACCACCUGCAUCGUCACCUGCUUGGCCGACAAGAGCGCCACCGUGGCCAAGAAGAAUCUUGCCGAGCGCAUGCCCAAUGGGAUCCUGGUGAACGUUAACUACAGACUCUCCAGCUUGGACAAGGUGAAGACCCUGAUGGGUGACUCGGUGCAGCUGGUGUGCCUGAAGGACACGUUCUCGAGCAAGCCGUUCGGCGAGAAGACGCACUUCCUCGGCGACUGGUCACCGAUGUCCAAGACGUGGGAGCGUGUGUCGCAGGUGGAGCGGGCGCGUCUCAUCCGGCAACUGGGCCCCGGCGAGUUCUGGCUGUCGUUCUGCGACUUUGUGGAGAUCUUUAGUACGAUGGAGGUGGUGUACCUGGACACGGAGACGUCCAACGACGAGGAGAUGCUCAAGAGUCGCCCGCUGCACUGGAAGAUGAAGAUGCACCAGGGCCAGUGGAAGCGAGGCGUCACCGCCGGUGGUUGCCGCAAUCACGAGUCGUUCCACAUCAAUCCCCAGCUACUGAUAUCCGUGCAGGAUGAGCAGGAUCUGGUGAUCGCACUCAAUCAGCACACGGCCGUGGAGCCGAAGGUCAUUGGCUUUACGAUGUACACAUGGGAUGGCGAGUACCUGCUCAGCGAGUGCCUGCAGAAGGACUUCUUCAAGAACCAUGUGAGCUACCUGAACUCGGACUACGGGAACACGCGGCACGUUAGCUAUCAUACGCACCUGGAGGCGGGCCACUACGUCCUCAUACCGACCACCUAUGAGCCGGCGGAGGAGGCACAUUUCACGGUUCGCAUCCUGGGCACCGGAUCCUUCCGCCUCUCCUGUCUGGAGACGCAGACCAUGAUCCUGCUGGAUCCAUUUCCGGCACUCAAGACCACGGAUGCCGAACGAUGCGGCGGGCCGAAGGUGAAGAGCGUGUGCCAAUAUGAGCCCGUGUACAUGCAACUGGCUGAUGAGAACAAGACCAUUAACUGCUUCGAGCUGCACGAGCUCCUGGAGGCGUGCCUGCCCAAUGAUUACAUCAAGGGGUGCGCCAACAUCGACAUCUGUCGCCAGGUGAUCGCUCUGCAGGACCGGAGCGGCAGUGGCCGCAUCACGUUCCAACAGUUCAAGACUUUCAUGGUCAACCUGAAAUCCUGGCAAGGUGUCUUCAAGAUGUACACCAAGGAGAAGGCGGGCAUUCUGCGCGCGGAGCGACUGCGUGACGCCCUCUGCGACAUCGGUUUCCAGCUGAGCACGGACAUCAUGAACUGCCUGAUCCAGCGGUACAUCCGCAAGGAUGGCACGCUCCGGCUGAGCGACUUCGUUUCGGCCGUCAUCCAUCUAACCACCGCCUUCAAUCAGUUCCAUUUGAAGAACUACGGCCAGGUGAACGUGAUCGAGGUGCAUCUGCACGACUGGAUCAAGAGCAUACUGAGCUGCUAAUCCACGGGGAUUGGGUAUCCGCUCCACUGAAUUUCUAACGACACUCUCUUUUUUUUGUAAUCCUGAGAUUUAUAUACUGGUUAAGGAUGACGAUGAUGUUGAUGAUGCUAAUCUGCCAAUCAAAAGCUAGUUUCGCUCGAACGAUUUCUCAGUUUCGAAUAACUUUCUAAACCAGCGAGACAAUAUACUCGUUUCUUUUAACUUCCCGUCUCGCUAGUUUCUGGAACUAUAGCUUUCUUUCGGAGGCUAGAAGAUCCCCUCUUCGGUGUAAAUCCAUAUCUAUAUCUAUAUCUAUAUAUAUAGAAUCGAGCGAAAUGGCCAAUGCGAUUGCAGACUUAAUGUACUACUGAGAAUUUUAUUAUUAUUUAUUGUUCUUAUGGCUAACAAUUAAACGAGCGCUGAAGGCGAGACGUGUUUCAGAGUAUUUUCAAAAUC